Messenger RNA from Caenorhabditis remanei, 933 nucleotides. RefSeq lists its product as uncharacterized. The record is from RefSeq and is a predicted model, not a curated record. NCBI's taxonomy places the organism in Eukaryota, Metazoa, Nematoda, Chromadorea, Rhabditida, Rhabditidae. Gene Ontology annotation, cellular component: nucleus. The coding region runs from base 1 to 933 and encodes 310 amino acids. Gene Ontology annotation, molecular function: DNA-binding transcription factor activity, RNA polymerase II-specific; sequence-specific DNA binding. Gene Ontology annotation, biological process: cell differentiation; regulation of transcription by RNA polymerase II. The transcript has 4 exons.
AUGUUGGCAAUAUUCCUAUAUUCUGAUAUUGCAGAAGACACCACAUUAGACACCGUGAUCGGGAAAUUUGUGGAAGAUGAUAUUGCGACGACAAGUGCAUCGACGACAACACUCGAUAUGACUUCCCUAGGAUUACAACCAAUGAUUAGCAGUAUCACAUCCACUAUUCAACCACCCCUGCAACACCCAACACCACAACUGGCACCACUUCCUGUCAUGCAACAUCAGUUGAAUAAUUUGAGCAGUUUGACACAAGUACUAUCUCAGCAGAGUUUCAACACUGCUAUUCAACAGACAGCAAAUGCAGUGCAACAGUCGUUAAACCAGUCCCUGAACCUUAAUCAGUCUCUGAACCAAUCGUUAGCCUCAAGUCUAGCAGCCGGUCUAACGAGUGGGCUGAGUCCUCUCGGUGUCAACUAUCUGCCCAACGGCUUGAAUCCAGCGUCGCCACUUCUAGCCAACGCGAUGUCUCAACCAAAGUUGUCACCAAUGCUCAAAUAUUCCUGCACGAUCAACACCGAAUAUGAAUUGCCAGAAGAGCGAUCAGCGGAGAGCUGCGACUUGAAAAUCAAGAAAAACAAGGAUGGCAAGCCAAGGAAACGCUCACAACACACCAAAGGCAAUAAAUUAUGGGAGUUCAUCCGGGAUGCGCUGAAGGACCCAUCAACAUGUCCGUCUGUUGUGAGAUGGGAGGACCCGAUUGAGGGUGUGUUUCGCAUCGUAGAAUCCGAGAAGCUUGCCAGGUUAUGGGGUGCACGAAAGAACAAUGAAAAGAUGACGUAUGAGAAGCUCAGUCGUGCCAUGAGAACCUACUACGAAAAGCAAAUACUGGUACCUGUUCCAAAAACUGGUCUUUAUCCAAAAAAGUUGGUGUACAAAUUCGGCCCAGGCGCCCAUGGCUGGGAAAAUGUUAAGAGCGAAUUAAGAAUGUAA